CAUCGCUUUUUAACAGACUAUAUGAUUUAGAAAAAAGCGUGUUUUGAUAGAACACAUAUGAUGGAACCCCGUAAUCUUCUGGACUGUAUGUGGAUAAGUUUUUCCAAAUCGGAUUUAUCUGCGCAUUUGUUUGCGGAGACGCACAUCUGAGGGGUUUUUUAAAGAUCUACCGGUUCUGCGGUCUUUAUUGGCGUAUGGAUUUGACUCAACUCAAUUAAUCAGGAGAUCACAGAGAGCUGGAUUACCAUUCAGGACAGCCCUGGAACAUUACUUUCUGUUCCCACAAUGUAUGGAAUAAAUCAGCGCUGCUUGUACAUAUCUUUUCACUUCUUCGUGGUGUGGUGCCACGCGCAGGGGGAGAAGAAUCACCCUUCUCCUAAUUUUAAGCAGUAUGUGAGGGAACAGGGCUCACUGACGGACCAGCUGAGCCGGCGGCAGGUCCGAGUCUACCAGCUGUACAGCAGAACGAGCGGCCGACACGUGCAGAUCCAGGGCAAGAGAGUGACCGCCACCGCAGAGGACGGAAACACUUUCGCCAGACUUUAUGUGGAGACAGACACCUUUGGAAGUCGUGUUCGGAUUAAAGGAGCAGAGAGCGGCAGAUACUUGUGCAUGAACCGCAGAGGAAAGCUAGUGGGCAAGCCCAAUGGCCGAGGAAGGGAUUGCAUCUUCACAGAGAUCGUGCUGGAGAACAACUACACUGCUUUCCAGAACGCUAAAUAUGAAGGCUGGUAUGUGGCUUUCAGCAGGAAAGGUCGGCCCAUCAAGGCUUCCAAAACCAGGGAGAACCAGCGAGAGGUUCACUUCAUCAAGCGCCUCCACAAAGGUCCACUUCCCUUCCCAAACUCGGACCAACCCAAACACUUUGAGUUCAUUAGCUUUCCACCAACCAGACGGGCUAAACGCAACAGAAAAUCCCACGCUUCUUCCUAACACCGUGCCACACGGACUCAUCGGACUUUUUUAUUUUAAUAAUAAAAAGAGGCAGCUUUAUUUUUUAUAUAUUUUCAUACUUAAUGGACUUGGAAAAAGCCAACCAUGCUGAAUGGAUGCUCAUUGUAAAGGGGUGAUUUGUAAAUAUGGUAUGACAGUAGAAAAGAAUGUAUAUAUAUAAAUACAACCCCAAUUCCGAAAAAGUUGGGACAGAAUGAAAAAUGCUAAUAAAAACAA
Myxocyprinus asiaticus (Chinese sucker) is the source of this 1170-nucleotide messenger RNA. It is a transcript of the gene fgf17, whose product is annotated as fibroblast growth factor 17. Lineage: Eukaryota; Metazoa; Chordata; Actinopteri; Cypriniformes; Catostomidae. The record is from RefSeq and is a predicted model, not a curated record. Bases 286 to 933 code for a protein of 215 amino acids. The transcript is spliced from 5 exons. Gene Ontology annotation, biological process: animal organ morphogenesis; regulation of cell migration; positive regulation of protein phosphorylation. Gene Ontology annotation, molecular function: type 2 fibroblast growth factor receptor binding; type 1 fibroblast growth factor receptor binding; growth factor activity. Gene Ontology annotation, cellular component: cytoplasm.